Molecule: messenger RNA, 2833 nt
Organism: Girardinichthys multiradiatus
Lineage: Eukaryota; Metazoa; Chordata; Actinopteri; Cyprinodontiformes; Goodeidae
Exons: 9
Coding region: 1-2580 (859 amino acids)
Source: RefSeq, a predicted model, not a curated record
AUGGGUGAUUCUGGUCAGUUUGAAGAGCAACACCGGUUCUACAGAACAAAGAUGAAGAGAGACUGCAUGAAGACUGGAGACCUCAGUCUGACUCUGAAACACCCCACAGACAGAGACAGCAAGACCUACACCUGCAGAGUCUACAGCAGGAAUGGAAAGAUCCUGAAGGAAAGAGAAGUGAAGCUCCAGGUCAAAGUCCCACAGGUGGCAGUGGAUUCAGGGGUGGAGUCUGUCUUGCUUCCCAGCAGAACCAUAGUUCACCUGCCUGAAGAUGCUAAAGUGGAGUGGAGGGACAGCAGAGACAGGAAGGUCCAUGUGUAUGAGAACGGAUCUGAUCAUCUUGAAGAACAGAACCAGUUUUAUAGAAACAGAACCAGGAUGAAUGAAGACCUGCUGAGAACUGGAGACCUCAGUCUGACUCUGAAACACCUCACAGAUGGAGACAGUAACAUCUACACCUGCAGUGUCUACAGCAGGGAGGGAGACAUCCUGAUGAUAAAACAAGUUGAUCUCCAGGUCAAAGUCCUACAGGUGGAGGUUGUUUCAGGGGUGGAGUCUGUCCUGCUGCCCUGCAAAACCAUGGUUCACCUGCCUGCAGAUGCUAAAGUGGAGUGGAGGGACAGCAGAGAUUGGAAGGUCCAUCUGUAUGAACACAGUUUCAAUCAGCCUGAAGAACAGAACCAUUGUUACAAAAACAGAACCAAAAUGAAUGAAGACCCGCUGAGAACUGGAGACCUCAGUCUGACUCUUAAACGUCCCACAGAUGGAGACAGUAACAUCUACACAUGCAGUGUCUACAGCAGGGAGGGAGGCAUCCUGAUGAUAAAACAAGUUGAUCUCCAGGUCGAAGUCCCACAACAGGUGGAGGUGGAUUCAGAUGUGGAGUCUGUCUUGCUGCCCUGCAGAACCAUAGUUCACCUGCUAGAAGAUGCUAAAGUGGAGUGGAAGGACAGCAAAGACAGGAAGGUCCAUGUGUAUGAGAAUGGUUCUGAUCAGCCUGAAGAACAGAACCUGUUAUACAGAAACAGAACCAAGAUGAAUGAAGACCUGCUGAGAACUGGAGACCUCAGUCUGACUAUUAAACGUCCCACAGAUGGAGGCAGUAACAUCUACACCUGCAGUGUCUACAGCAGAGUGGGAGACAUCCUGAUGAGGAAACAAGUUGAUCUCCAGGUCAAAGUCCCACAGGUGGCAGUGGAUUCAGGGGUGGAGUCUGUCUUGCUUCCCAGCAGAACCAUAGUUCAUCUGCUAGAAGAUGCUAAAGUGGAGUGGAAGGACAGCAAAGACAGGAAGGUCCAUGUGUAUGAGAAUGGUUCUGAUCAGCCUGAAGACCAGGACCAGUUUUACAGAAACAGAACCAAGAUGAAUGAAGACCUGCUGAGAACUGGAGACCUCAGUCUGACUCUUAAACACCUCACAGAUGGAGACAGUAACAUCUACACCUGCAGUGUCUACAGCAGGGAGAGAGACAUCCUGAUGAGGAAACAAGUUGAUCUCCAGGUCAAAGUCCCACAACAGGUGGAGGUGGAUUCAGAUGUGGAGUCUGUCUUGCUUCCCAGCAGAACCAUAGUUCACCUGCUAGAAGAUGCUAAAGUGGAGUGGAGGGACAGCAGAGACAGGAAGGUCCAUGUGUAUGAGAAUGGUUCUGAUCAGCCUGAAGAACAGGACCAGUUUUACAGAAACAGAACCAAGAUGAAUGAAGACCUGCUGAGAACUGGAGACCUCAGUCUGACUCUUAAACACCUCACAGAUGGAGACAGUAACAUCUACACCUGCAGUGUCUACAGCAGGGAGAGAGACAUCCUGAUGAUGAAACAAGUUGGUCUCCAGGUCAAAGUCCCACAGGUGGAAGUGGACUCAGAGGUGGAGUCUGUCCUGCUGCCCUGCAGAACUACAGUUCAACUGCCUGAAAAUGCUAAAGUGGAGUGGAUGGUUGGGUAUAUGAAAGUCCAUGUGUAUGAGAACGGUUCUGAUCAGCCUAUAGAACAGGACCAGUUUUACAGAAACAGAACCAAGAUGAAUGAAGACCUGCUGAGAACUGGUGACCUCAGUUUGACUCUGAAAUACCUCACAGAUGGAGACAGUAACAUCUACACCUGCAGUAUCUACAGCAGGGAGCAAGACAUCCUGAUGAUGAAACAAGUUGGUCUCCAGGUCAAAGGUUGUCAGGUGGAGGUGGAGGAGGGGGUGGAGUCUGUCCUGGUGCCAUUCACAACAACACCUCUGCUGCCAGAAGAUGCUAAAGUGGUGUGGACCGACAGUAAAUACUGGAAGGUUCAUGUGUAUGAGAAUGGUUCUGAUCAACCUGAAACACAACAUGAGUUCUACACAACCAGAACAACGAUGAAUAAAGACCUGCUGAAAACUGGAGACCUCAGUCUGACUCUGAGAUAUCCAACAGAGAGAGACAGUGGACGGUACAGAUGUGUAAUCUGGACGGAGGGAGAGCUGCUGAGAGGGAAAACAGUUCAGCUUAAAGUCAAAGCAGGGACAGUUCAGGUCCCAGACCAACCAGAGAGUAUCAGGACCAGACGUUGCUCCGUUGAUCCGACUCCUCUGAUGGCUGUUGAAUCAGUCUGAUUAAUUUGAUAAUCCAUCUUUGAUUAUUAAUCCAAUCUGACUUUGGAUCAGAGAGAAGAUCUCAGUUAAGGUUCUGAUGGAUCAAGAGAGGACACUUGAUCAAUUGCUACCUCUUGGUCCAGUCUGCAGACUCUGUAUUGAUUCCAGAGAACUUAAAGCAUUUUCAGGUUCAUGGUUUGGACUGAACCUGAGUGGAUGAUCUCUUUCAACCAUGUUUACAGCUGUGGUUGUCUGUUUUCUGUUUUAAAUAAAG